GCAUCGGAGUUCGUGCGUUUUGCCAAGGUGUUUCCCCUGAAGGACCUGGGCUUUGUGCCGGAGCCGGGCAGGUACCUGGCGGCCGUGGGCUGGGUGGAGGUGACGGCCGGGCUGUUGCUGGCAUUUGGGCCCCAGCUGCUGCAGGAGAUCAGCAACUUCACCCUCAGCGUCGUCAUGAUCGGUGCCAUCUACACGCUGCUGGCGCUGCAGGAGCCGCUGGCCAUGUGUGCCCCGGCCACCCUGUCCCUCGGCCUCCUCCUGCUGCUCAACAUCCGCGGGUACCCAGCUGCCCCCCGGCCCAAGUUCGAGUGACGAGAGACGGGAAGGACAGACAGGAAGGACAGACGGCACGGCUGCUGGGGAGCAACGCCUUUAUGGUGUUUUCAGGGACGACGUUGCAUCCUUGCUGAUGAGACACAGUGUGUCCUCUCCUGCCUCUGCCUGUGACGCUGGUGCUUGUUGUCCCCAGACUGUGGGACCUGGGCUGGUGCUGUGGGAUGGUGGCCAUGGCACCGUGGUGACACUGCUGUGACACUGCCAUGGCACUGCUGAACUCGCACGAGCUGUCCAGUUCUUUCCAGUGUUUGGCCACACUAAGCAGGGGCUGGCUCUGCUCUCUUUCAAAUUUUGGAAUAAAACCUCUUGUUUUUCA
Messenger RNA from Zonotrichia albicollis (white-throated sparrow), 652 nucleotides. The record is from RefSeq and is a predicted model, not a curated record. NCBI's taxonomy places the organism in Eukaryota, Metazoa, Chordata, Aves, Passeriformes, Passerellidae.